Molecule: messenger RNA, 2107 nt
Organism: Agelaius phoeniceus (red-winged blackbird)
Lineage: Eukaryota; Metazoa; Chordata; Aves; Passeriformes; Icteridae
Gene: CYREN
Product: cell cycle regulator of NHEJ
Biological process (GO): double-strand break repair via nonhomologous end joining; negative regulation of double-strand break repair via nonhomologous end joining
Cellular component (GO): nucleus; cytoplasm
Source: RefSeq, a predicted model, not a curated record
GGUACGGCGGCACCGUAACCGAGCGCUCGGGGCGGCGUCGGGCCCGGCCCGCCAGGCUGCCCCAGGGCUCGGAGGCUGCACGCCUCGUUCCCAACGCGCCGUCUGCUGCGCAGCUGGCUCAGAGCCGUGUUUGCUCCUUGACGGAGUAUCGAGGAACGCGAUAUUGCCUGCCUGCCUGAUCAAACACGGGACUCUGUCGUGACUUGGGUUUUAGGGCGGCCUGGGGCUGUUUUUCCAGCUCCCCUGCACUCCCGGUCGGGCGGGAAGCAGCCCCGGUGUGCCGGCGGAAGGCGCCCCGGCGGCACCGCCCCGCGUGGGCAUGGCGGCUGGGGCCCGGCGGCGGCAGCUCCCGGCCUGGAUGGGGGCGGCGGGGGACGGGCGGGCGGUGGCGGCCCCGGCCCCAAGCGCCGGGCGGCGACGAACGGCGGCGGGGCGCAGGCCGGCGGCGCUGUACUGCAUGAACGAGGCGGAGCUGCUGGAGGUGGCCCUGGCGGUCCUGGCCGAGAAUCUACAGAGCGAGGAGGGUGAAGAGAAGGCCCGGUCCGGGAGCGAAGAGGAGCAGGAGAUCCCGCCAACCCCAAACGAGGUUCCUGGAAGCACGGCCUGCACGGAUGGAGGCAGUGACCGCGGUCCGGCACUUCCGUCCCCUCCUGCUGCUGCUGCUGACGCAGAGGGCACAGGCGGGGAGAACUCUGAGGACGAUGUCCUGAAAUACGUCAGGGAGAUCUUUUUCAGCUAACAUCUCUGACUUCCCAGGCGAAGAGGGCACAGUGGGGAGGGUGUCUCCUCCCGCGGCCCUGGGAACGGAGGGAGGAGGGCCUGGAGGGGGCUGUGCGUCCAUCUGCUGUGUCGGUGCCCUGUGUAGCUGGUAGGAUACCCAGGAAGGCCAGAGGGGGAAAGGAAGGAGGUACUCAGUUCUCCCAAUCUAUGCUGGGCUCAGUGGGAUUUGGCUCCAGAUUAGGUGUUCAUUUCUGUUUCACAUUUCAGAGCAUGGACAGAUAAAAGAAGACACUCGGGUUUCUGUGAGUUAUCCCUUUGGUGGGUUGGUGUUUGUUGGGCAUGGAGGCAAGCAGGGAGCUGCUGACCUGGAAGACCUUUGCUGGCAGAGCUACAUGGUCGUGGUUCAGCCUUGAGGCUCCCUUGUCCUUGUGGUCCCUCUGUCACAGCUGCAGAGGGCAGGCUGUUCCCAUUGGGACUGGUGCUGAGUUUGCCUCCAGGCUCCAGCUGUCUUCCCAAUGUUGAGGAACACGAAUGGGGGCAGACUGGCAGGGGCUGGACUGCCCUGAGGGGGCUGACCCCGUGGAGUGGCCAGCGUGCAUGGGGGUCUGGGAAGGGAUGAAGAUGGCUCAGUGUCCUCUUCCCAAUCAAAAAAAAAGGACAAAGAAACCACAUGAGGCCAGCUGGGAGAGCAUGUAUUGAAAUGAAGAAUCGGUGAAAUCAGCAUCACCAGCCUCAUUCCCACCAAGGCUGAAGCAAGAGAAAACAGACCCUCAUGUCCCUUGAAACAAAUUCACUCAACUGCAAAGAAUAUCACUGUUAAGCAAACAUUCUUUAUUUACGUAAAUUCUCCCAGUCACUGGAUGAAUUAAUGCAGCAUGUACUUACAAAGCUGUUACAUAUUCACUACACAGAAAAUUCAAUAACAUAAAACUCCGGUUUUGAAAAAUGAUUAUAUGGACUGGAGUUAACCGUUUCAGUGUUUUCCGCCAUCUAGUGUCCUUUAGGGGUUAUUACUACCCCCUGUAGGGGUUUUGCUGGUCGUUGAAUCGUCUUCCUCACUUGUUCUUUUAUUGCACUUUCUUAGUUGGUGCAUGCUCAGUCUGUUAUCUUGUUUUCAAACUACAAACCUCCUUCUUUCUCGUGUUACUUCUGUAUCGUCCUAGAUGGCUUUCUUCACAGCCUUGAAGGUUGGUUAUUGAUUGGCUGUUUAAGUGAUAUGUAUCCUGUCUAGUUAUGAAGAAAUUAUCUAUUUGGUUACAUUUUCCUGAACAUUUGUUAGUUCCUAGUUAAACAUAAUGUACAGAUCCUGUUUUCAAACUCCCUUUCUUAUAUGGUAGGGCCAAAUGUAUUAAAAGCAUUUUGUUAGUUAAUUACAAAUUUAAUCACA